This is a messenger RNA of Pimephales promelas (fathead minnow), 1433 nucleotides long. NCBI's taxonomy places the organism in Eukaryota, Metazoa, Chordata, Actinopteri, Cypriniformes, Leuciscidae. The record is from RefSeq and is a predicted model, not a curated record.
UCCUUCCAGUUUCCUCUCAAUUAUGUUCACUUUCGCUGCCUUUUGCUAUAUGCUUUCUCUUGUCCUCUGUGCUUCUCUCAUCUUCUUCGCGAUCUGGCAUAUAACAGCCUUUGAUGAGCUUCAGGCAGACUUCAAGGUGCCGAUCGAUCAGGGCAAUCCACUUCACGCGCGUGAAAGGCUGCGAAAUAUUGAGAGGAUCUGCUGCCUGCUGCGAAAGUUGGUGCUUCCAGAGUACUCUAUCCAUGGACUCUUCUGUAUCAUGUUCCUGUGUGCUCAGGAGUGGCUUACCGUAGGCCUGAAUAUCCCUCUGCUCUUCUACAACACAUGGAGCAGGUACUUCCACAGCCCCACAGACACUAAGGAGCUUCUCUACGAUCCAGCAUCUGUCAUGAAUGGAGACACGCUCAAAUUCUGCCAAAAAGAAGCCUGGUGCAAGAUGUCCUUCUUUGUCCUCUCGUUCUUCUACUAUCUCUAUUGUAUGAUAUACUCCUUGGUGACCUCAUAACAGAGUUCUCAACACUGAAGUCAAGUCAAGUCCAGUUUUCAGAAAGCUCUAAACUACAUUUAAAUGAAAGAAGAGCUCGACCGCUAGACACAAGUUCAACACUGCAGUGUCUGAACCUACAGAGAAGACUUGACCCCAUCAGAAGAACCCUGUGUUGUUUACAGAUCUGACUUAACGCCCAAGAUGUAUCAUGGACCUGGUGUGAGGCACUUUUCACAAGCUCACAGUAACAUUUGCAAAGAUUGUCUCAGGCAUAGCACAACAUGUCCUUUAUCACUUUGAGAAGCAAAACCUGCCAACCUUUACACUCACUAUAUGUAGCUUAAAAUUAAUGUCGGAUUCAAACAAAUGAAAGGAAACGAUGGCUAACUUGAUCAGCGAAUGUUUCAUUUUUACCAGUCACACACUAGGCCACUGAGUUUGAUUACAUGUGUGAGAAGCUUUUUGUGGUAUAUUUUAUGUGUAUUUGUGCACUCCUAACAUAAGCGUUUUUAAUAUGAAAUAUGUAUCUGUUGCAUUACUCGUGUACAUAGAGAACUUUGUGUAAUGCUUUUAUGUGCUGGUGUCAGUUGGUUGAGAUGUUUUUGGACUUUAUAUUUACAAAAUGCUAAUAUCGAGGCUUUAUUAUAGAAAACAAAAGCCACUUUUCCACAAUUUUGCACAAAGAUGUUAUGAGUUUGCACAAUAGAUACAGUUAUUGGUUGUGGUGGAAAAACAAGUCAUAUUUAUAUACCCAGUACAAGUCUUCCAAUAUAUUACAGUGUAUGAAACCAUCAUAGAUUUACAUUCUAGGGAAGAAAUAAAAAACACAGCUUUCCUAACACUGAGCUACAAAUUUCACUUUCUCAUUUUCUAUCUAUCUAUCUAUCUAUCUAUCUAUCUAUCUAUCUAUCUAUCUAUCUAUCUAUCUAUCUAUCUAUCUAUCUAU